AUGGGCAACAGACCCUUGGAAGAAACAAGCCAACAUCUGGACACACAAGUCCCUGGUACCGACAACCAGCCGCGCCCAAACCUCAGGUGCGAAACUUUAGUGUACCUGACUAAGAACAAAGAAAUCCGUAUGUACCCUCGGGACGUCUAUCUUAACACCGGACUCAAUCCGUUCGCUCGCACAGAAUCCAAGGCGAAAAUCCCCGAGUAUCGGAAAAUUAUACCCAUGCAUGCCUAG
Molecule: messenger RNA, 237 nt
Organism: Penicillium digitatum Pd1
Lineage: Eukaryota; Fungi; Ascomycota; Eurotiomycetes; Eurotiales; Aspergillaceae
Source: RefSeq, a predicted model, not a curated record